Molecule: messenger RNA, 2059 nt
Organism: Eupeodes corollae
Lineage: Eukaryota; Metazoa; Arthropoda; Insecta; Diptera; Syrphidae
Gene: Synd
Product: protein kinase C and casein kinase substrate in neurons protein 1
Exons: 11
Coding region: 501-1955 (484 amino acids)
Biological process (GO): plasma membrane tubulation; regulation of endocytosis; cytoskeleton organization
Cellular component (GO): plasma membrane; endosome; cytoplasm
Molecular function (GO): phospholipid binding; protein binding
Source: RefSeq, a predicted model, not a curated record
UUUAUUUCUCGUUUCUUACAACAGUUUUGAAGACGUUCCGUGUUUUCGGAAGUUUUUUUUUAUAAAUCGUUUGCAUUUUUACACUUGGUAUUAAUUUAUUUAAGAUAUUGAUGCUUGAAAAAAGCUUAAGAAGCUGAACAAAUGUUUCCGAGUGCAGAAGUAAAUUACGUUCCAUGUUCUCUGAAAUUGAUCGCAAGUGAUUGUAGAAUACAAAAGUUGUAAAAAUUUUUAACGUCUACUGGAUAAAAUCCGCAUGAUGGUAUGAAGGCAAAUUCAAACCAUACGUUUCGGGUUUAAAAUACAUUUAAUUUAAAAGAAAACAAUUGUUGAAGACCUAAAGGUUACUACAUUACUGUAGACAAAAUUUAUACGUUGUAGGUAUUUUCUGGAUUGGCUUACUAUAGUGCUAUAUUAUAGCCAAUUUUCAAAAAUAAUAGUCAACAUUUGCUUUGCUGACAGAAUAAAUCAAAUACAGUUAAACUAAACUUAACUUUAAAAAAAUGUCACAUCAUAGCGAUGAUCAACUUCUGCAGGCAGGAAGCGAUUCAUUUUGGGAACCUGGUAACUAUAAAAGAACCACGAAACGAAUUGAGGAUGGAUACAAAUUAUGCCAAGAUCUAACACAACUUAUUCAAGAAAGAGCUGAAAUUGAAAAGGCAUAUGCUAAAAGUUUACGAACGUGGUCGAAAAAAUGGGGCGAACUUAUUGAAAAAGGACCUGAAUAUGGAACAACAGAAGCUGCUUGGAAAGGAGUAUUGACAGAAUCAGAAAGACUAUCUGAUGUACAUUUAAAAAUCAAAGAAAACUUAUGCACGGACGUGACAACCCAAAUUAAGACAUGGCAAAAAGAUAAUUACCAUAAAACUCUGAUGCAAAUCAAAGAAAAAAAAGAUAUGGAAGAUUUAUUUAAAAAAGCGCAAAAGCCUUGGGCAAAACUUCUAGCUAAAGUUGAAAAAGCAAAAUCCGAUUACCAUUCUGCCUGCAAAACAGAGAAAUCAGCAUCGAACCAAGAAAGAAAUGCUACUGCUGACAGUUCACUUUCUCAAGACCAAGUUAAAAAAAUGCAUGACCGUGUUCAAAAAACUAAGGAUGAGGUCCAAAAAUGUCGAGAAAAGUACGAACAGGCAAUUGCGGAAAUAAGUAAAUAUAAUUCUGUUUAUAUGGAAGACAUGGGUUCAGUAUUCGAAAAGUGCCAGUUAAUAGAGAGGACUAGAUUGACGUUUUUUAAAGAAGUUUUGUUCUCUAUUCAUGGAUGUCUGGACAUUACCAAAAUUCCUUGUCUUCCACAAAUAUACGAAGAGUUCUUUCAUACCAUUAGCAAUGCUGAUCAUCAAAAGGAUUUAAAAUGGUGGUCAAAUAAUCAUGGUGUCAACAUGGCAAUGAAUUGGCCGACUUUUGUCGAAUAUACUGAAGAAUUCCGAGAUAUUGCUAAAGGAAACAAGUCGAAGGAAGCUCUUCCAGCUGCUCCAAUAACAUUAAUAAACCAACGUCCGGUUGCUGAAGAUUUGCAUGAAUAUCCACCUCCUUCUGCAAAAAAUAGUCUUAAGAGAACGUCUGCUAAUUCAAAUAGUAAAAACAUAUCUAAAUCAAUGUCAAGCAGUACCAACUCUAAUAACUGUGACAUGUCACCAAAAUCGGAAACCAACACUCGAGGACCAUCUCCUAUUAACCGAAAUUCAACAGCAAAUAACAAUGGGAAGGAAGCUAAUCCAUUUGAAGAAGAGGAGUGGGAUGAAGGUGAUGUUGAUACUAUUCUCGUUGACAACGGUGAGCCAGGAGUUCCAGUAAAAGCAUUGUAUGACUACGAAGGAGCUGAAAGCGAUGAACUUACUUUUAAACAGGGCGAUGUAUUUGAAAAGUUAGAAGACGAAGAUGAGCAAGGAUGGUGUAAAGGAAGAAAAAACGGAAAAGUUGGAUUAUAUCCUGCUAAUUACGUCGAAGCAGUGCAAGCGUAAAUGGUUUGAAAUACCAGAAAUAAAUAUCAUAGAAAAUGUUUAGUUAAGACUUUGUUAAUCAGAUAUUUGAUUAAAUAAAAAAUACACAUAUUUAAAAAAGUGCA